AUGACGGUUAUCAUAAGGAUAAUACUAAUGGUCACGGUGACGGUGACAAUAACCGUAAUCGUGAUAGUAAUAGUGACAUUAACGAUUAUGGUGAUGGUAACAAUGACGAUGAGAGUAAUGGUAAUUGUAACAAUGACGGUUAUGGUGAUGGUGACAGUAACAGUAAUGGUGAUGGUGACUUUUGUGGUGAUGGUAACAGUGACGAUUUUGGCUAGGGUGACAGUGGUAGAAGCAAUAACGAUAGUGGUAAUGGUGACGAUCACUCUAACGAUAAUGGUAAUGGUCACGAUAAUGGUGACGGUAAUAUUAACGGUAACGGUAAUUAUUACGGUGACAAUAAUGGAGAUGGUAAAGGUGAUGGAAACGGAGAUGGUAACGGUAACGGUGACAGUAAGAGUAAUGGUGAUGAUAACGGUUACAGUAACUGUUACUGUAACGAUUGUAGUAAAGUUUACUGUCACGAUAACGAAAAUGGUAACGGUCACGAUAAUGAUAAUGGUAACGGUGAUGUACGAUAACGUACAUAGUUACGGUAACGGUGAUGGUAACGGUAAUGAAAACGAUAACUGUAAUGGAAAUGGUGAUGAUUACUGUAGCAAUGACGGUAAUGGUAAUGGUAACGGUCAUGGUGAUGAGAACGGUGACGGUGACAGUAACGGCGACAACGACGGUACCAGUGACAAUGAUAGUAAUGACGAUUACAAUGAUGGUCAAGGUAACAGUAAUGGUAACAAUAACAGUGACGAUGACGGUGAUGGUCACGGUAACGGUAACGUCACAUUCACGGUGAUGAUAAUGGUGACGGUAACGGUAAUUGAAACGAUAACUAUAACAAUGGCGGUAAUGGUAACGGUAACAGUGGUGAUAACGGUGAUGGUAACGACGACAAUGACGGUAACGGUAGCAGUGACGGUAACAAUAACAGUGACGAUGAUGGUGAUGGUCACAGUAACAAUAACGGUAACAGUGAUAGUAACGGUAACGGUUACGGUAAUAGUGAUGGUAACUGUAUCGGUAACAGUCAUAGAAUGA
This is a messenger RNA of Vitis vinifera (wine grape), 1032 nucleotides long. Its product is annotated as hyphally regulated cell wall protein 1-like. NCBI's taxonomy places the organism in Eukaryota, Viridiplantae, Streptophyta, Magnoliopsida, Vitales, Vitaceae. The record is from RefSeq and is a predicted model, not a curated record. Bases 1 to 1032 code for a protein of 343 amino acids. The transcript is spliced from 3 exons.